CGCGUUUUCUUGCACCUGAGGCAGCUUGUUUUUCCUGUCUAUUUUUGAGCCUUAAUUAUAGCUCCUUGUGAUAUUUUCUUCUGCUCUGAUUGGCUAUUGUGAGUACUUUUGUUUUUCCCGUGCCUCGUGUCAUCAGAGAUCUGGGAUCUGGGACCUGGGAUGACCCUGGAAACGAGACUAUAAACAAAUCUUAACGACAGAAAUGAGGUCUGAGUAAGGCGUAGCGGAGAGAUGCCUUUCUUCAAAAGAAGCAACAAACCCCCUAAAAGAAGACUUGAUGCAGGGAAUACAAGUUUAAGCAAGUCUAAUUUAAGUCUCGCUGGAACUGGCGAGCUUGGUGAAUCAGGCAAUAAUGCUCUCGUAAAAUUAAAACUAGGACGACACGAGUUGAGUUUUCAAGAUGGCGACUGGAUUGCGGGUAAGUUAUGAAAAGAGUCGUUCCCUGUAGAGUUUUGUGAAGAGAUAACAUCGAGAAGAAACUUCCAUCUACUUUUUAAAGCUUUAUUCCCGUAUUGGAUCAGCCUUUAACUGGUUCAGCCUCGUGGUUUGCGGUGGUCCGCAAUUCAAAUUGUAGUGGUCGAAUUAUUUGGUUUGAAUUUUCAAACUUUAAUUAUAAGUGGAUAAAUAUAAUUUCUACCGCGUUCCCAAUAUACUUGUAUUUGAAAUCACCUUAGUGUAGAAAUGAAAUUCCUUGCAUUUCCGCAUUUUAUUGAAUCAGAUUCUUUUUUUCGCCCCAGGGAAUGUCGAGGUUAUUCAUCUAUUGAUCAUCAUUUUCAUCAUUAAUCUCAUUACAAUUUGAACGCCAGCUUUUCUUCACCUAACUCAACUUUGAGUCGUAAAUUUUUCUACCUUAUAUACUACUUCACUGUUUUUAGAGCCAGGAUCACAAAGUAGUUCUAAAGAUGGAGCAGAAGUUAGCAGGUUACAGAGAGAGAAUUCACAGCUUAAGGAGGAGAACAAUUACCUAAAGUACAAGAUUGAAGUCCUAUUAGACAUGGUGAGUUAAAGACUGCUGCAUGUGUGUGUGACUUUCUUAUUGCUUGAACCAGACUGUGUACAAUUUUCAAUUAAAUUCCAAUUUUUUCUGAUCAACAGACCUCUUUAGUUUAUACGGUUUGGUUUUUUGAUGAAAAUCUUGAGGAAGUUCCCCCCCCCCCUUUGUCUUUUGUAAAUUAUGUGUACAUAUGCUUGUGAAUAAGAAGAAAUUUGAAAGAAACAGUUCUCUAGAGUACUGAAAUGACUUAUCAUGGGAAACAAAACAUACAAACUGUGGAAACUUUAAUUUUUUCAGUGGUCAUGCAGGUAGUUCUUAAACAAAAGUACAUUUAAUGAUUGGCUUUAUCUUUGACUUUUUUGAUUUUCUGAACUCACUCCCUCUUAGUGACACCCACCAUGUUUCCUUUAUUUCAUUUGCAGAUGGCUGCCAGCAAUGCUGACUUGAAUGUAAUGGAGAAAGAACUUGACACUUUGCAAAGUCAGAAACAAGGCCGCAGAGUAGCAAAGUAG
Messenger RNA from Pocillopora meandrina, 1506 nucleotides. The record is from the annotation of a GenBank genome assembly. Lineage: Eukaryota; Metazoa; Cnidaria; Anthozoa; Scleractinia; Pocilloporidae.